Messenger RNA from Anoplophora glabripennis (Asian longhorned beetle), 471 nucleotides. It is a transcript of the gene LSm3, whose product is annotated as U6 snRNA-associated Sm-like protein LSm3. Gene Ontology annotation, cellular component: P-body; U4/U6 x U5 tri-snRNP complex; precatalytic spliceosome. Lineage: Eukaryota; Metazoa; Arthropoda; Insecta; Coleoptera; Cerambycidae. Gene Ontology annotation, molecular function: RNA binding. The transcript is spliced from 3 exons. The record is from RefSeq and is a predicted model, not a curated record. The coding region runs from base 90 to 395 and encodes 101 amino acids. Gene Ontology annotation, biological process: P-body assembly; mRNA splicing, via spliceosome.
ACUGUCAAACAUUAGUUUUAACCAAACUUUUAGCUAAAUAAAAUUUAAUUAAUUGUUUCUCAUUUAUAAAAUAAAAGUAAUAAUUAAACAUGGCAGAUGAUUUAGAAAAUAUUCCUUCGAUAACUGUGAAGGAACCACUGGAUUUGGUGAGAUUAAGUUUAGAUGAAAGGAUAUACGUAAAAAUGAGAAAUGACAGAGAAAUUAAAGGAAGAUUACAUGCAUAUGAUCAACACAUGAAUAUGAUUCUUAGCGAUGCUGAAGAAACGAUAACUACAGUUGAAAUAGAUGAGGAAACUUACGAAGAAGUUUACAGAACAACAAAAAGGAACAUCCCAAUGUUGUUCGUUAGAGGUGACGGUGUUAUUUUGGUUUCACCUCCAAUGAGAACCUCAUAAUUUAGGUUUUAUGUUGUCAUUUUUCUAAAAUUUAUUAUAAAUUUUAAGCUAAUAAAAUAAAUGCAUUUUUUAUGGA